UACUUUUUGUUGGCCAAGUGAGGAGUGGGGACGUGGUUUUGCAGCCAGAACGUCUCCCCGUGACAAUGAUCUGCAGGAACAAAAUCCCGAUUUCCUUUCAGGCUUUUGCUGUUCAUUGUCUCAUCAUCUCAGAACUCAGCUCACUGGGCCUCUGUGCGAUGGAAACGUGUCACACGGCCUGGUUCGAUGACGGCGACCUUUCAGAGGACGGCGACUCCGAGCUCCUGGCGGACUUGAGAAGGAACCACGAGGACAGAAUCUGCUCGGAGCCGCUGGACAUGACGGCUCAAACCGUCGCUGGACUCCAAUCUCAGCUCACCAAGAACGUCUUUCACACCCACAGUGCAUCAGAGGGUCUUUCCUGCCUCAACGCGGAGCAGGAGACGGACAGUCCGUGCACGGACUACAAGGUCCAGUUCACCUGCGCAGGAGAGUUCUGCUCAUCGUGUCGCACCAGCUGGUUCGAUCAGGACGACCCGGACGGGAAUGGAGACUUUGAGAACCUCGGUGAUCUCCUCCGGAGGAACCCUGGGCAGAUCUGUCCUCGUCCCAUCGCCAUCGAAGUUCGGACCGUCUCGGGAGACUCGGCCUGGAGUACCUCUGAGACAUUUCUGAGCCUGGACACCGCCUAUGGAUUCGCUUGUAUCAACGCCCGCCAGAACGACAGCAGCUGUGAGGACUACAAGGUCCGCUUUACCUGUCCUGAAGACUUCUGUCAAGUGUCCCAGGAGUGUCGUACCCAGUGGUUCAAUAGCGACGACCCGUCGGACGACGGCGACGUGGAGUCCAUACAUCAACUCCUCAAGUCCUACCCGGGCCAGGUCUGCAGAAACCCGCUCCAAAUUGAGGCCAGGACAACGAGCGGACUGUCUUCCGAGUUCACGGCGGACGUCUUCCUCACGUGA
This is a messenger RNA of Nerophis ophidion (straightnose pipefish), 905 nucleotides long. RefSeq lists its product as uncharacterized. Lineage: Eukaryota; Metazoa; Chordata; Actinopteri; Syngnathiformes; Syngnathidae. The transcript has 9 exons. The coding region runs from base 66 to 905 and encodes 279 amino acids. The record is from RefSeq and is a predicted model, not a curated record.